UUUCCCCCCAGCCGGAUAUAUUUAUUUUUUUCAUCUUCACAAUAGAAUGUAAAAGUUAUUGCGAAAGGUGCACGUGUGUGACUUUAAGAAGUGCAAGAUAAGGUUUCUGUUUUUAGCAGCAGACUCCCAAGAUUAAAAAUAGCGUGCGAGCCCUCAAAUUCCCCCAAGAGACGCUCGAAUUCAUUCGCGCCCCAUUACUGAAGUAAAGCAAGAGAAGAAAAGUAACCCCGCCGUUAUACUGACAAUCAAAUCACGCUGUUACGUCCCAAACUUCUGAGCAAACAAACUUUAGAUUAUUUAAAGCCAUUUUGGCAGCUCCUCAGAGGCAACACGUGUGUCAUGAAAACGCGUUAGCCUCUCAGCACCGGUGACUUCAGUCUCUCACAGAACAGCACUAGGAAGAGAGCAGAAAAGACGGAUGUAACGCAAUGAGCCCAGUAGUGAAAGACACGACGUAGCGUUGCUGUUUUUGAAUUAGGGUUAAAAACGUGCUUUCUUUUUCUUAUGCCUUUCUUGAAGGAAUAGCUCUCUUAGGGAUCGGUUCUCACGCGUAAAGGAGCGUGUUUCUCAGAAGGAUUUAUUUAUUACAAGUUACCAAUGGGGUCUCAAGGGCCAGGACGUAGAAGAACCCCCAGCAAAAAUGGGUUGACUGGUGAGGAAGAUGCCCUCAACGUAAUCGCAAAAGAGGCUGAGGCCCGUUUGGCAGCUAAGAGGGCGGCCCGUGCAGAAGCUCGUGAGAUCAGGAUGAGAGAACUGGAGAGACAACAGAAAGAGAUUUAUCAGGUGCAGAAGAAAUACUAUGGACUGGAUAACUUGGACAACAAAUGGGGGGACAUUGAGCAGUGGAUGGAGGACAGUGAGCGAUAUACACGUGUCUCACGGAGACAUGCUUCGGUGUCAGAUGAUGAAGAACAGAUGUCAGUGGGGAGCAGGAGCAACAUACGGUUGGAUUUGGAUGCGGCGGGUGCUUACGGCGUGCUUCCCCAGGCCUCCUCCUAUCAUAAGAAGUCCAAGAAAAAGAAGAAACAUUCUUCCAAAAGUAGCAAUGGUUAUGACGAUGAUCUCAGUACAGUGUCUAGUCGGAGCUCCAGACUCAGUGAUGAGAGCAAAAUCUCUCGCUCCUCUAGACUUGAUCAGCAGUCGAAAGCCUGCCAUUCAUCUGAACUGUACAGCAGCAGUAGUUAUUCCUCUAAACAUCAAGCCCCUUCCUACAAUCGCUGCCAGUCGUCUUUGCUGCACAGCAGGAAGCACAGGGGCUCUGUAUAUGAGGACAGUCUCUACAGUGGCUCUCGACGCCCCAGUGCUCGUGCUUCCUCUGAAUACGGUGGUUUCCCGGGCUCCAGCUUUAGGACUUCGUCCAGAGCAAAUUCUGCGUGUGGAAGUCCAGUGGAGGACUGCAGCAGCUCCGUGGCUAGUUUUAUGCGCAGCUCAGCUAGUAUCAGUGGCCUCUCUAGAGACCUUGACCAUGUGGUCAUUCCUGACCUGCCAAACGUUAAUGGGAGGCUGUCAAUGGCUGAUGACAGGUUAGAGCGAGACUACUUAGAAAAGGGAUCCUCACGAGCAUCAACUAUUUCUGGCGCCACUCUUACCUCUCUAGGUGGGACGUCCUCACGGAGAGGAAGUGGAGAUACAGCCAUCACUGCUGACACAGAAGCAUCCAUAAGGGAAAUCAAGGAGAUCCAUGAGCUUAAGGAUCAGAUUCAAGAUGUGGAGGCAAAGCACAUGCAGAACCUCAAAGAGCUCAAGGAUUCUCUUUUGGAAGUGGAGGAAAAGUACCGUAAGGCCAUGGUCUCCAAUGCACAGCUGGACAAUGAGAAGACCAAUAUGAUGUAUGAAGUGGACACUUUGAAAGACUCUUUAAUGGAACUGGAGGAGAUGCUCUUUGAAACACGCCGUGAGCUUGAGGAAAAGUGUAAGGACCUUGAACGAGAGAAGCAUGCUCAUAGCAUACUGCAGUUUCAGUUCAGUGAACUGAAGGAGACGUUGAAACAGAGUGAAGAACUGCUCACUGAGAUCCGUCAAUUACAGCUCAAGCAAGACGGCAAUGUUAGGGAGAUUUCUGACCUCCAGGAAACUAUUGAGUGGAAGAAUAAAAAAAUUGGGGCAUUAGAAAGGCAGAAGGAAUUUUCUGAUGCCAUUCGAAAUGAACGGGAUGAGCUUAGAGAUGAGGUUGUUCAGCUCAAAGAUAUUUUGAAGAAACAUGGCAUUGUCCUUGGACUCGACUUGGCCACCAAUGGAGAAACAGAUGAAGUCGGAAAGGCUGAUCAGAAUUCUCAAACUGCAUCAGCUGAAAUCCGAGAGGGGAGUAGUGUACUAGGCACUCAUCAGUUGAAGGUGUGUAAAGACCAGCAACAAAAAGAUUUGGAUGAUGGGGUGCCAGGGAAUCAGCAGAUUUCAGCAGAGCUCAGUUCUACAAAUGCAGCUUUAGAAGCAAAUGAGAUUGGAGAUCUUGGGGAUCAAAUGAAUCAGGGUGUAGAGCAGCCUGAGAAUAGACCUGAAGAACCUCCAAGUUCUGUUGGUGAUGAUAAACUCACUGCUACAAGACCCACGGAGCAGAUCAAAUCUGAGGCACAUAUACCAGAAGAUUCAAGAGCUAAUACAGAGGAAUUAGAGUGCAUUGUUCACAAGGAUGGACAUUUGGAGACAGAUCAACAAGAGAGUGAAUGUGUCAAACUUAGUCAGGUCAUCAAAGAAGAAACUCCUUUAGAGUCUGUCUCUGGUUCUGUCCAUGAUGAACCUGAUAAACCUGGUCAACCUGUGCUUGAUGAUGAACUCAAAGAGGAGCCUGCAAAAUCAUCUCAAACAGACAAGCUUGCCAAAACCCAAGGUGCUAGUGCUUCAAAUAAAAAGAAGAAAAGGAAGAAGAAAAACAAGCAGAAGCAAAAACAAAGUCACAAGCUAGAGAUUGACACAAAGAUAGAUGACAAGACUAAAACAGUCUGUAGUGAAGACAACCCAAACCAAAAAACAGAAGGUGAUCUAGAAGGAAACAAUCAGGAGCCCUUAGGGAAUGAUGUAUCCCAAACAACGAUGAAUACAGAUGUCCCACCUGAUGCUAAAAGAACCAGUGAAUUGGAUGGUAUCAAAACAACAAGUGCAAAUAUACAUGCUGAUGAGAUUCAAGAUAAAAUUCGGUUAGUUACAGAUGAAGCUGAUUUAGCAGGAAUUUCUAAAACAAUCUCUAAUUUUGAUUGUCCUGAAUCUAGCAAUGGUAUCAUUUCAGAUGAUCUGUCCAGCAAAGUUAUCUCUAACCCUGCAAACAUUAUUGAUAAACACACUGAGGAUUCAACAAAUCCUGACUCUGAAGCUGUAGACUUUAGUUGUGAGCUUGUAUCUUCAGAAACUGAGACUUCACUGCCUCGUGAACCUGCUGCUCAGUCCAUGGAUGCAGGUGAAGGGGGUGUUGAGUCCAUCAGCUGCUCUGAGAACAUUGAGAGAUCUUCAUCAAUAGACAUGAAGGAAGUGAAGAGUCAUCUGAACUGUGAAGUGGAAGAACAGGAGGUAAAUGUCCAGAACACUGAUAUAGAUGGGACCACUAACCCUGAAUAUCAAGAUGACUCUGCUCAUCCCCCUUCCUCUGUAAAGGAGAAUGUGGAAAAUGAAGCUGAAAGGGUAAUCCAGGAACCAUCUAUUGAUCAGCCAAUGGAAAACCAACUUCAAGACCGUAUUGGAGCAGAAUUGGAGCAGGAAGAGGUUGAGAGACGAGAUGAUCUGGAUAAAGAAAACCUUAAAGCGCCUACUGAAAAAGUGUCUGAUACCCAAGAAAGUAUUGUAUCAGGAUUAGACCAGGAAGAGGUUGAGAGACGUGAGGAUCUGGAUAAAGAAAACCUUAAAACGCCUACUGAAAAAGUGUCUGAUACCCAAGACAGUAUUGGAGCAGAAUUGGAGCAGGAAGAGGUUGAGAGACAAUAUGAUCUGGAUAAAGAAAACCUUAAAACGCCUACUGAAAAAUUGUCUGAUACCCAAGAAAAUAUUGGUUUAGGAUUAGACCAGGAAGAGGUUGAGAGACAAGAUGAUCUGGAUAAAGAAAACCUUAGAGUACCUACUGAAAACAUGUCUGAUGGAAGCCAUGGUGACAACACCCCUUUAAUUGAGACACAGGUUCAGGUUGUGCAUGAGGAUCACUCGUCUCCCAAUGAAGCAAUUAAGGAAUCAGUUGGAGAGUCAGAUUCUUCUGACCAAGAACCUAAGGUUGGAAAAGAUGAGGAGGAAAGAUCGAUCCAAAAUCAGCUUAAAGUGCAACUGUCUAAAGAUGGAGAAGACCUUCUGGUAAAGUCAGAUGUGGCUGCUCAAGAGCUGAUAGAAGAAGAAGAGGAAGAUGAAGGAGAAUCGUUUGAUUUUGAUGAAAUGGAUCUUGAAGCAUCAUCAGAUGCCCCUCUAAAAAAUGUUCUAGAUCAGCCAACAGAAGAAGGUACUCUUUUCAAAAAUUACAUCCAAGAAGCAAAACAGGAAUUCCAAAGUAAUGUCACCAAUGAGGACCAAACUCAGAAAGAACAUCUAGAACUUGCAGAUCAGGAAUCAAAGUCUAAAGAGCAGAAAGAUGAUGGACAAGACACAGAAAACCCACAAACAACAACAGUUAUACAAGGAUGUUUAACAGAGGACAGCCAAAUCAGCAGUGAAGUCAAACCUAAUGAUCAGCAGCAUGAGACUUCUGGAAAUAAAGAUGCAUUUGAGGAGCAUCAGCAGGCAUCAGAAAAUGUGACGCUCAGUAAAGGAGUUAAUCUGAUCUCAGAGAUGGAGAAAAGAAAUGUUGGCCAAGAGAUCAAUAGUUCCAUUCAACACGGAAACAAAGUGUCAAGUAUUUCAGGAGAUCUGGAAGUUGAGAAGGAAACCACAGAAAGAAACAAGGCACAUGAAAGAAAAGAAUCUAAAAAAAGUGGAAAAGGGAAAGGGAAGGGCAAGGGGAAAGAAGAAUGUAAAAUGUCUUAAUAGACAAGGACAUUGCUGAGUCUCAUCCCAGCAUCUUCAAUGGAAAAAAGUAUUUUGCACUUAUGCUGUUCCUAAUGAAAUUAUUUUGGGACCAUUACUUCAGAGAACCCUAAAAUAACCAAACCUAUCUUACAAUCAAUCCCAGUUAUCAGUCAUUGCAUCUUUUCAGCAAACAUUUUAUACAUGUUUUACACCUGAUUAACAAUACAGACAGAACACUUGAAAUUAGUUCAAACAGUAUUUAAAAUCCCCAAACCAAUUACUUAUUAAAUGCUAUGGGUUUAAAGUGUCAUUUGUAUUAUGAAAUUUUACAUGAGCAUGAAUAAAAUGUUCCUUAUACUAUAUGAGUGAUACAACUGAUCAGCUUUCUGUCUGUGCUGCAGUCAUGUUUAGCAACUCCUUAAUUACACUGUUUUCGGUAACAAAGGACCUAUAAUGUAUUUUGGGUUAAAUGGGUGUUAUGUUGUUAAAAAUGGUGGUAAAUAAAAAAUAAAAAAGUUA
This is a messenger RNA of Carassius auratus (goldfish), 5433 nucleotides long. RefSeq names its product leucine-rich repeat flightless-interacting protein 2. The transcript is spliced from 24 exons. Lineage: Eukaryota; Metazoa; Chordata; Actinopteri; Cypriniformes; Cyprinidae. Gene Ontology annotation, biological process: regulation of transcription by RNA polymerase II. The record is from RefSeq and is a predicted model, not a curated record. Gene Ontology annotation, molecular function: DNA-binding transcription factor activity, RNA polymerase II-specific; RNA polymerase II cis-regulatory region sequence-specific DNA binding. The coding region runs from base 598 to 4932 and encodes 1444 amino acids.